UCGGGAACUACAUACGGGAUAUGUUGCUCGUCGAAGGUCCUCUUUCGUCCUCCAUGUUUGCAGUGAACUAGAGGACAACAAUAUGAGAGACAAGUGGAGGAAAAAGCGUAUGCGAAGACUGAAGCGCAAAAGGAGAAAGAUGCGAGCAAGAUCCAAGUAGAUGCAGACGUGAUAGCAGGGAUGGUGGCUUUACACAAGUUGUGUCCUGUACAAGAUUGUGGUCAGACAUGAUGGCCUUAAACCUAUGGAAUAAUUUCACCAGUCUUCAAUCACUAUUCACAAAGUCCUCAAUAACUGUGGCUUCCUGGAAAUUAAAGUGGGUUCCAGUUGAGACGUAGAAUAUUAUUGAAAGCAUCAAGAACAAGUUGUAUUAUUCCAAUGGACAUAAUGGCUUGAUUACCUCUGAACAUGAAUUUUACCAUCAAUGGAAAUGGCAGUGUGUCGUCAGUCAUCCCUCUGUCAAAUUUUGUAUUAACCCUGUUAUGGAGUCAUUAAAAAUAGAGUUUUUGCUCAUAUCUUUAUUUAGUGUACUUAUAAAACCAUAAUGUGCUCUUAGCCAUUUUGUGGCUUUUCAACAGCUUGGCUUAUCUUGUCAGCAGUCAAACCAGGUUUAAGAUAAGGUUUGGAAAAUAUGAUUUGAUGAGCAAACGGUGGAAUACCUUCAAUCUGCUUUCAUUAACGUUUUCACAGGAGGGCAACUGGUUUUCACAAGUGAGUAAAGUAACACACUGCUCUCUGACUGGGACUACACCUUAAAUUCCAUUUUGCGACUAGAACAAAGAUUGAAAUAAACAGUGCAUCCACGAGAACUUAUGAUUUGUCAACGAAUUAGGAAAUUGUCGCUUUGUCAUGGUUCUUUCAUCUUGCCCCUGUUUUGUGCUGUCAUACUUUUCAUUUCAAGAAGAAAUUUAAGUUGUUCUGCCAGUGGGGUUUAUUCAUCACGGAAAAAAAAAUUCCACCAUCCCUUGCUGAAACUGUUUACAUGUGACCUGAGACACGGAAAGAAAAUGUGCGUGUUGCCAAGAAGAAGGUCUGCGAGAAAAUGGCUUGCAUCCCUGAGAUAUUUUUGUCUACUUUAUUCUGAAACCACAACAUGUUAACCAAUAAACUGUUGUCGAAAGGUGCAGUUUGUACAGGGAAAUAUUGUAACAGUUCGGAUAAAGAUACCCUGUGAGACAGGUUCCCUUCUCCGGGCAGAAAGAGAAGGGAACUCCUGUCUCGCAGGGUAGGAUAAAGAUGAUACCCACGACGGCCGAAGGUAGGGAGACUGGGAAAGAGGACUUCCCCUUCGCGUUUCCUCCACCCCUCCCCUACCCCUUCCCCGUUUACCCAAGCACGGAUCAAAAUUAACCCGGAAACCACAUUUAUCUGAACCGCUAAAAAAUUCCGUGUAGCGGAAAUGGGCCUCACUAUACAAAUGUAAUGACUGCGAUUGUCUUGAUUGAACUCAAUGAGAUUCGUCUUCUCAAAACAGCUGUUUAUUUCUCAGUUUACGUGUAAUUACCUUUUGAAGAUAUUCAAAAACGGCGUUAAAGUUCUUUUGAAAUCGCGCAUCAUGUAAUUCCUAUGUUUUGGCUUACAUCAGAAUUUGAAAGUACUUUAAUUCCCCAGUCCUCACAAACAAAUUAAUUUGAAUUCUACCUCUGGGAACUCACCAUAAGGUCGACAAAGAGAUGCGAAAUAUAUCAUUCGCCUUUCUAGAAUUUGCCGUUUUUUUCUUCGGAUUUUCUUGGGCGUAACUCACUCUGAAUCAGGCAGUCUCGCUCUACUAUAUUUUUCUUGAAAUAGAGUUACACGAAACGAAGUCGCUUUUCUAAAUGGCACGCAAGAGGAACAAAAACGCAAAAAAAGAUGAAAAGACGGAGGAUUUCUCUCCUCUUAAGAGAAUACUGGGUGUUAUACUCGCCAUGUUUUCGUGCAUUUUCUUCGCUUUUUCCUCCCUGCUUGUUAAGCUGCUACAAGAAAUUCCGCCUCAAGAGGUAGUCCUUUUUCGCAGCCUGGUUCAAGUCAUUUUCGUCCUGCCCCCGUUGAUUUCCAGUGAGGUGCCAGUGUUUGGGGACACGAAACAUUUGCCGUUCUUGUGUGUUCGCGGCAUAGCGGGAACUUUGGCUCUUUGCUGCCAGUUUUACGCCUUUCAGCACAUGCCGUUGGCGGAUGCUACAGUCAUCGUGUUUUCUUCACCCAUAUUCACUGGUGUACUGGCGCAUUUUCUUCUAGGGGAGGCGUGGGGCUUAUUUGACGCGCUGGCGACGUUGCUGUGUUUUACCGGCGUGGUUCUCAUAGCGAGACCAACGUUUCUGUUUGCGAGACCGUUGGAGCGCGCUAGUGAACAGACCGACUUAGAACAGAUCACUGCCAGCUUUGUUGCCUUGUGUGGUGCCAUUUUGACCUCCAUCGCCCUAAUUGCCAUCAGGAAGCUUCAAGGGGUCAAUUUUUUGGUACCAGUUUUCUAUGUGGGCCUCUCCAGUGUGGUCCUCACGACAGGAGCGAUCCUUGCAUCAGGCUCUUUCCAGAGUGUCAUAUGCGGGCGCUGGCACGAGUGGUUCCUUUUGGGGCUUGGCGUAUGUGGUCUUGGUGGCCAGACACUCCUCACCAGAUCCUUACAGCUGGAGAAGGCAGGCGUGGUCGCUCUUGUGCGAACACUGGACAUCGCUUUAGCCUUCAUUUUGCAGCUGCUGUUCUUGGAUUACGCCGCUAACAUUUAUAGCAUCGCCGGCGCAGCGCUAGUAUUGGGCUGUAAUGCGUUGGUAAUAUUAAACCGCGGCGGGUGCUUGCCAAAUAAGCAAGUACCCAAAAGCAACGGGGAGCUACCUGAAGAAAAGCAAAGCCUGAUGGGAACGGUUAAACGACAGCUGUAUGGAAGAAUGCUUGCUAAAAGCUACUAAAAUCGAAGUUUUAACCUGAAAGUGCAGUCCUUAAAGAAACUGACCGUAAUACAUCAAACACUUUGGACAGUGUUUUAUCGCAUUAACAAACACUGAAAAAAAAGUUGAACUGAAUACCACGUUGAGCGGAGCUUUUUUAAAGAAAUUCGGAGUAUCUGAAAU
Messenger RNA from Orbicella faveolata, 3047 nucleotides. Its product is annotated as solute carrier family 35 member G1-like. Lineage: Eukaryota; Metazoa; Cnidaria; Anthozoa; Scleractinia; Merulinidae. The record is from RefSeq and is a predicted model, not a curated record. Gene Ontology annotation, cellular component: membrane.